AUGGCUGCGCAAGCUCGUGCAAGGCCGCGGAACUUUUCGCGGCGAUUCUGGCCCGUGCUUCGCACUGCCAUCAGCGAGUGCUGUUUGAUCAUAAUGCUCGUUGCGACUGCCGUGCUGUCAUAUAUGGCCACAAGGUUCGCACGCAUGUGCAGCCUCCGGUCACCAUGUAUGCUGUGCUCGAGAUUGGAUCGGUUUCUACAUGGCAAGGCCUGGUUCUCUGAAGAACUAGUUUGUGCUGCACACAGGCUGGAAAUAUCACGUUUGUCGUAUUGCCAGAGUCACAACAAGCUUGAGCGCUCUGAUGAUAUGUGUGAUAGGUGCCUGCUUUCUUGCACUACCUCAGGUGGUAAGACCUGUAACCUGACAAACAUCAAUGCUAGGGAUAAGGUGAAGUCUCGGUCGAGAUCUAGGCACAAACAGCUGUGCUCUUGUUGUUCAGUGCGGUUCAAAAAGAAACAGGAUUCACACGUGCUACCUGACAUAGCAAAUAGCAGGUUUCCAGAUGAUGAUAUGAGCAAAUUAAAACAAAGAAGCAUAGCCAUGCCUAGUGUUGGGCAUUCUUCAGAUGACGGCUCUGAUCACUUGCCGUAUGAAGGAUACAGAGAACUGAAGGUUGGCUACGAAUCUGAAUCUGAGAUUCACAUCUCAGAUAGUGAUGACGAUGAGAGCAAUGCAGUACCUCAUGAAGCUAGAGAAAGAGCCAAUCACAUGUCAAGUCGUGAUGUGCAGCUGCAACCAAUGAUCGCCAAUGCCAGCAGCUUGUCGAUGCUUCCUUCUGAUAAAACUGUUAUGACAAAGCCCAUGCAACCGUUGAAUACUGCAAGAGAUACUGACAGUCAGUCUAGUGAUACCAAGGUUGCAAAAUCUAUGGAUCGUGCUAUUGGGCAUGGUUUGGAUGAUAUCAACUGGAGUCAAAUCAAGGCAAGUGACAACAUUAUCGACAUGCAGUCGGAGGCUAUACCUAAACAAGUUUCCGCAGAGCUCCCAAAAGAGAAAACUUUUCUUGUUGGUAUUGAGGAAGUUGGUGAUUCUUUUGAGGGUGUUUCAGGAAGCCCUGAUGUGGAAGCUGCAAAGGAUUUUGCUGCUUCUACAAAUGCUGGAACAAGCUCAAGUGCAGACACUCAUGUCAGCCGGAACAACAGCAUGAAAAAUGCUUCUGCAAGCAGAGGCUACCUUAAAUCUCCUCAUUUAUCUGAAAUAAUCUCAGCCAGGGACACCUACUCAAAAACAAAUGAAGAAGUGAAGACAUUUCUGUCACAAUUGUCAACUGCACGAGGAUUUGAUGGCUCUUUGAAUGAGAUGACUUCUAGCCCCAGAAGCGGCACACAGAUUGAUGAGUACCGGCACUAUGAUGCUACUGGUAUGGCACCAUUUCUUGAUAGGAACAACUCAAAUCUGGAUCCAUUUGAUGUCAAUGCAACUAGUGAAGAUGAAGGUGAAAGUUCCAUGGAACGCUUGAAGCAGCAGGCUGAGUUUAACAGGAAAAAAAUGAGUAUGCUUUAUAAGGAGCUCGAGGCAGAGAACGAAGUGCUUCAGCGAAAGGAGAAAGAAUUACUUGACCUGGAAGCUGAACUUGAGGGUUACCAGAGCAAGCUUCAUGAUCAACCAUUUGAUGUUGGAAAAUUUGGUGCUACUGAUGGAGCUAUGACAUUUGGAGUCUUGGAUGGCUCAGAUUUCAUGAGGCAUACCAUCUUUGACUUUGAAGAUGAAAAGGCAAAGAUUUUGGAGUCCUUGCAUAGAUUGGAGGAAACCCUAGGCAUGCCCUCCACAAAUAGACUUGAUAUGGGUGAUGCAAAUGAUACUCUACAGAACAGUCUAUUGAGUGAUCAUUCAAUGAGCAGUAGCCAGUAUAUAGAAAAUUCAGAGUUGGAAAGUUCGCCAUUGCCUCGGGAGGACUUGAUUAGUGAGUCAAUUUCUUCUCAGCACAACGAUGAGAAGGAAUCUGUUAAAUACCUGCGCAGUCACAGUCACGAGAAAGAUGAGAAUGAAUUUGUUGAGAAGCAAAAGAAUGUUACUUCAUGUUCCCACUUAGAUGAUAUCGAUACUAUGAAAAGCGUUAAACAUGACAUUUCUCUCCUUAAUGCAAGAUUCAAGGCACUUGAAGCAGAUCAGGAUUUUCUCAAGCAAAUACUAAGUUCUCUUAAUGUUAGCAGUGAUGGAGUACAAUGUAUCCAGGAGAUAAUUAGCCAUUUGCGAGAGCUGCGAAGAAUCAUGGCAGACCAAAGGGACAUGACAGUUUUAUGA
Messenger RNA from Miscanthus lutarioriparius, 2244 nucleotides. The record is from the annotation of a GenBank genome assembly. Lineage: Eukaryota; Viridiplantae; Streptophyta; Magnoliopsida; Poales; Poaceae.